Molecule: messenger RNA, 1929 nt
Organism: Coregonus clupeaformis (lake whitefish)
Lineage: Eukaryota; Metazoa; Chordata; Actinopteri; Salmoniformes; Salmonidae
Product: immunoglobulin superfamily DCC subclass member 3-like
Exons: 12
Coding region: 1-1929 (642 amino acids)
Biological process (GO): axon guidance; cell-cell adhesion
Cellular component (GO): plasma membrane; axon
Molecular function (GO): protein binding
Source: RefSeq, a predicted model, not a curated record
AUGUCGGUGGGGUCAACUUCGAGAGAUGUAUGUGGUGCCAAAGAGCUGGCGUUCCUAUUGGAGCCCAGUGACGUCAUUGCUGUGCGGGAUCGGCCGCUAAUGCUGGACUGCCGGGUGGAGGGCGAGGGUCCCAUCUCGAUCACGUGGCGCAAGAACGGGGUGCCAGUAGUCGUGGGGGAGCGUGUACAGGUGCUGCCCAAUGGGACCCUCUUCAUCCAGAGCUUCCAAAAACGACUAGACAGAGGCGGAAGUGAGACGGAUGUUGGAGAGUACGACUGCGCCGCCCAGAACCACUUUGGCAUGCUGGUCAGCCGCAAGGCCCGGGUUCAGCUGGCAUCUCUCCCUAAGUUCCACACCCACCCAGAGUCCAUGUCAGUGGACAAUGGCGGUGUGGCUCGCUUCAAGUGCCAGGUCAACAGUGUGCCCGAGGCCAACAUCACCUGGGAGAGGGACAGAACCCCACUCAGUAACACCGACAACAGGUACACGCUCCUGCCCAUGGGUAUCCUCCAGGUGACUGGUGUGAGGCGGAUUGACGCCGGGGUGUACCGUUGUAUGGCCUCCAACAUCGCCAACACACGCUUCAGCCAUGAGGCUGUGCUCAAUGUAACCGGUGGGGCCUCCAGGAUCUACAAGGAGCCAGUUAUCCUCUCUGGGCCCCAGAACCUGACCAUCACUGUCCACCAGACAGCCAUUUUGGAGUGCAUCGCCACAGGGAACCCCCGGCCGAUUGUGUCCUGGAGCAGGCUGGAUGGGCGCUCCAUUGGGGUGGAGGGCAUCCAGGUGUUGGGCACUGGAAACCUGAUGAUCUCGGACGUGUCGCUGCAGCACUCGGGGGUGUACGUGUGCGCCGCCAACCGCCCCGGGACCAGGAUGAGGCGUACUGCGCUGGGAAGACUGGUGGUACAAGCUCCCCCUGAGUUCAUGCAGUGGCCGCAGUCUGUCUCAAAACCAGCGGGAGGCAGUGCUGUGUUCACCUGUGUGGCCCAGGGCGUCCCCGAGCCUCACCUCAUCUGGCUGAAGAAUGGCAAGAUCCUGACGCCUGGUGACAACGUCAAGCUCACCAACAACAACAGCACCCUGGCCGUGACGCGCAUCACCUCGGAGGACGAGGCCAUCUACCAGUGCAUCGCUGAGAACAUGGCCGGCACCAACCAGGCUAGCGCCCGUCUGGCCGUGUCCCUGGCCAAGGAUCUCCCCGACUCCCCCCAGGGCCUCACCUCCUCCGCCCUCUCCCCCAGCGCCCUGCAGCUCGCCUGGAUCCAGCCGCCCGUAGAGAUCACCGACGGCAUCAUCGGCUAUGUGCUCCACAUCCGCAAGAUCGGCGAGCCAGACAGCAGAGAGCUGCAGGAAGCAGUCAGUAAAACCACCUUCCAGCACGACUUCACCAACCUGGAGCCAGCCACCACCUACUCUAUCUACCUCAAGGCCUACUCCCCACUGGGUGCCAGCCAGCAGUCCAGCACUGUGGUGGCCACAACACUAGGGGGUGUGCCCACUCCCCCAACCUUCUUCACCAAGGUGGUGAACUCCACUGCAGUCCAGGUGUUAUGGGAGCUCCCCAGCAAGCCUGGCAAGGCAGAGGGCUUCAGGCUCACCUACCGCAGGGUCCCCCAUGCCGACUUCCAGGGGCCAGUUCAGUUCCCUUGCCACGUCAAUGCCCACACCAUCUCCCGCCUUGAAACCGGCGCGGUGUAUGAAGUCAAACUAGUAGCCUAUAACGGGAACGGCGAGAGCGACUGCUCCAAGAGGCUGGUGUCACUGGCAGAAGACGGCACCAGCGCCAAAACCAGUGGUGGGGAGACCCAGUGUACCUGUAGACAGGAGAGCGAGGGCUCGAUGGGCGGUAUCGUGGUUGGCAUUCAUAUCGGCAUGGCCUGCAUCAUCUUCUGUGUGCUCUUCCUCAUGUUUGGAUACCGUCACAGGUAA